GGGCGGGGGCGGGGCGGGGGCGGGGCGCGGGGAGGGCGGUGUCCAUGGAAACCGGGCGCACGCGGAGCGCCGCCCUCCUUCCCGCCGGGCUGCCGCCGCCGCCAUGAUGCUGCUGGGCCGCGGGCUGGACGCCAGGGACAAUCAGACUAGACAAAUACAAGAUGCUGUUUCAAAUGUGGAAAAACAUUUUGGUGAAUUGUGCCAAAUAUUUGCUGGAUAUGUACGUAAAACUGCCAGACUACGAGACAAAGCAGAUCUUCUAGUGAAUGAAAUAUAUGCAUAUGCAGCCACAGAGACACCAAACUUAAAAGUUGGACUGAAAAACUUUGCAGAUGAAUUUUCCAGACUUCAGGAUUAUCGCCAGGCAGAGGUUGACAGGCUUGAAGCUAAGGUUGUUGAACCUCUGAAAAGUUAUGGGACCAUCGUGAAACUUAAAAGGGAUGAUCUUAAAGCUACUUUAACAGCAAAGAACCGAGAAGCCAAGCAAUUAUCUCAACUGGAAAAGACACGUCAGCGGAAUCCAUCAGAUCGACACAUUAUUGCUGAAAGUGAAUUGCAGAGAGCUUCACUGGAUGCAACUCGAACAACUCGGCAAUUGGAGGAAACCAUUGAUAAUUUUGAGAAACAGAAAAUAAAGGACAUAAAAAACAUAUUUUCUGAAUUUAUAACUAUUGAAAUGUUAUUCCAUGGGAAAGCUUUAGAGAUAUAUACUGCUGCCUACCAAAAUAUCCAGAAUAUUGAUGAAAAUGAAGAUUUAGAGGUUUUUCGGAGCUCACUUUAUCCGCCAGACUAUCAAUCUCGCUUAGACAUAGUUCGUGCAAAUUCGAAGUCGCCCCUGCAAAGAACUGGCUCCUUAAAGUCUUCAUUGAGGACAAUACAGAUUUCCAGCAGUAUGCUAAGAAAAGAUGAAGAAGAAGAGGAGGAAGAAGAAGAGGAGGAAGAGGAGGAGGAGGAGGAAUUAGAUGCUGCUAAGGAAGUGAGAUAACAAAACUGUUUUAAUAGGCUUUUUUUGUUGUUUGUUUGGGGAAAAAAAAAUCUUUACAGAAAAGCUUUCGCCUGUUAAUCAAAAACUUCACUGAAGCUGUAUUUUUAAAACUCCAAGAGCAGCGAGAAUUGGGACUAAUACGGUAGUGCCAGAAAUAAAACAACCAGUUCCAAAGAAUGGAACAGAAUCUGCUGAAAAUGGACAAUUUCAGUAGCUAGAAAAUGAAAUACUUAAAUAGAAUCCUGUAUUAUAUUUGCAUAGAUGUUAUAUUGCAGUCAUGUUUGCUUAAACUUACAUGAUGAAGUGUCCAAAAACUAUACUGACAAGCGGUUAUGAACAUAAGGGUUUGCUUGUUAGUUUGCCAAUACAUUACCUUAUUCUCUAGCUACACACCUCUUGGAUUUAGUAAGUCCUCUAGCUAUACAUAUCAUAAUUGGUUUUAUACAUCCGAAAGUAACUGUAGUACUCAAGAAACUGAUUACAGCAACAAUCCUGUUACAUUUCAUUACCCACCUUGGAUGACAGAAGGCAGGGUGAAGUGUUUUCUCAUUCUUGCUUUCCUCUGGCUUGACUGCGAUGACUUUUGAUUUCUUUACCCACACAGAAUGAACAUGAACAAAUACGGACCUAGUCCAGUAUCUACUCUUAAUGCUGCUUUGCUUUUAAAUAAAAGUGCCUUCAUAAUAAAAGUAGUUGAUAUUUUA
Columba livia (rock pigeon) is the source of this 1689-nucleotide messenger RNA. It is a transcript of the gene CIBAR1, whose product is annotated as CBY1 interacting BAR domain containing 1. Gene Ontology annotation, biological process: cilium assembly. The record is from RefSeq and is a predicted model, not a curated record. The transcript has 8 exons. NCBI's taxonomy places the organism in Eukaryota, Metazoa, Chordata, Aves, Columbiformes, Columbidae. Bases 104 to 985 code for a protein of 293 amino acids. Gene Ontology annotation, cellular component: ciliary transition zone; ciliary basal body.